GCUGCCCUCGCACCUAGUCUGCAACUUGCCCUAACAGGCUUGUUUGACAUACACCAGCUUUAGAGAGUGUGGCAUCCCAAAGAAAAGGGGGGAAAGGAAAGGGGUAUUGUGUGUGCUAGGCUGUCCCACACCGCCUCUGGGUCCCGUAUGCACUUUUGCAGCCCGAUCUCAGCAGAAAACCGGCUGAGCCGAAGCCUCUCUCUCUGCCACCCCCUUCACAACUCAGAAAGGAUUCCUUUCUUCUUGCACAACCCAAGAGGCACCACACCCUUAUUGCUCACACAAAAAUAAGGCAGCUCCUUACAGUGCAAUGAGCCCGGCUUUUUUGGCGCUUCCCUAUGCAGGACGGGGAGAAAGUUUUAUGGCAUAAACCCUAAAGUUACGGGGUCCUGCCUCCAGGGAGACUUCACAGCUUUUCUCUGGGCGAAGUCAGCAAGGAAGAUCAAGGAAGAUUCGGAGUUGGUAAGUAGAAUUUAACUUUAUACCGGUGGAUCGAGGAAGUGGCACUGAUUAUUCUGAGUGAAUAGCAUCUGAACGAGGCGUUUUCGUUGCUCUGGCUCCAAUAACAUCGUGGUCGUUAGAUCUGCCUAGAAGAAAUCUUCCAGACGGUUUGCCCAAGAACAAAUCAAACCUGGUUGGCAAUUCUGAUUUUUUAAAAUGUCUGUUAUAAAGAAAGUGCCUACUACACCCUUAUGCUUUUGUGUAAGUGGCUCGACGCACCUUAGAGACUGUUGGGGCUGAGAACUUGAACUGUAAAGCGGGGGGGGAGGGAGGUCUUUAGGACUUAAAAAAAGAAAGCAUCUUUGUGGGGGGUGGAAGGCUGACAGUUCUUUAAUGGGGGCGUGAUCAUUUGAAAGCACCUUUGGCUUCAGUAGGAAAAAGCUGGGCAUGUGUUCAAUCCUUCUCUUACGAGAGAGUGCGAAAGAAAGAAAAGACUUCACGAACCAAGAAGUAAAUGCAAUUGUAUGCACAGUUUUUGGAAGCAAGUCUCGCUGCAGUCAACAGAAUUCAGCCCCAUGUAAAGGAUCUGUCCUUUUUUAAAGUUACUGCUAGUGCGUGCUUCAUGCUAGCUGCAUUUUCAGGGGAAGCGUAACCAUGUGGGGCCCCGAUUCAGCGUGGGGCCUGUAGGCAGGGCUUAAUCCUUUUCUCCCAGCACCAGUCUGCAGUCAACCCACCCACCGCCAGAUGACAUUGGCCCCUAAGGAGAUGCUUACUUCAUAUUUACACAUUGAUAUUAGUGUCUCUAGGAUUUGCGCCCUAAGGAGUAUUUCACAGGUAGAGUCUCAGACCCGUCUUUGCUUACAAAGGAGGCUGGUGGUGAGAACCACUUAGGUCGGGGUCCCCAAACUAACAUCUGUGGGCACUGUGUGUCCUUGGGCAUCUGCCUUAGUGCCCGCCUCCUGGCUCUCCCCGGUGUUAUUAUUACUGCUGUUGUUAGUAAAAAUAACUUUAGAAUGAGGGAUUUGGCUUCUGGGGAUUGCCUUUUGUGAGGGCUGACUGGCUAUUUUGCCUGUAUCUUAUUUGUCGAGGGUUGUGUGGGUUGUUUGGGUAUCUCAGAGGGUUUUCCUCUGGGAAAUGGGCAUUUUGUGGUGCUCAUGAUAGCUUUCCAAAUGUGCCUUCAGGCCCCCCCAAAAGAUUAGAGACCCCGAUAUAGGGGAUGGGUUGAAAAUAAAAGGCACUGGUGGAGCCAUCAAAUGGCCCUUUGGCAUUCCCCAGAAGGCUAGGCCUUUGAAAUAAAAGGGCCUUAAUAAAGUUCUAAGAGAUGGAGGGUUUGAAACAAAAGACAUCUGUUAACCCUGGGGGAUUCCGACAUUACUGAUGGGAAGAAUGGGUGAGAUUAUGAGGAAGUCUAUUAUCACCAGAUGUUUAGGAAAGGUAGCAUAACAGAGGGCUGGGUCAGGCCUGCAGCAGAGAGAAGUGUCAUGGCUGAGGCGGCACUAAGGACAGGUGUUUGAAUGGUGACUUUUCAAAGUGUUGGCCCUAAAAAAGGAAUGGGGGGGCAAGUGGGUUUUGCUAUAGGCAGCACUGGAACACAGGGAGCUGCCUUAUACCAAGCCAGAUAACUGAUCCAUUUAGCUCAAUACUCUCUACACUGGCUGGCAGCCACUCUCCAGGGUUUUAGACAGGGAGUCUUUCCCAGUCCUACCUCUUAUAGGCAGUGCUGGAACUCAGUAACAUAGAAAGCUGCCUUAUAUAGAGUCAGCUCAUUUGCCCAUCUAGCUCAAUAUUGCUUACACUGACUGGCAGCAGCUCUUCAGAGUCUCUCUCACUCCUACCUGGAGAUGCCAGGGAUUGAAUCUGGGACCUUUGGCAUGCAUAGCACAUGCUCUACCAUUGAGCCACAGCCCUUUCCAUAUAGCUCAGGUGUUCAAGGCUUCAGGCAGAAGUCUUUCCCAGCCCUACCUAAAGAUGUUGGCAAUUGGGCCUUCAGCACACAAAGCACACCAUGUACUACUAAGCUGUGUCCCCUCCCUUUGUGUUUGUUCACAAGACUUGACUAGUGAGCCCGUUCACACAUGCAACUCAUCCUGUGAUGUGGCAGCCAUCAAGUGAUGAAUGCACACAGGGGAACCAGCCACAAUUUACUUUCGCAGUUGGUAUCAGUUACAGCCCCUGACUUUAAGCCUUAAUCCCAAACUUGUUCAACAUUAGCAAGUUGAGAAAGGCACUCUGUGCAUGCUCAAAGGCAUUCUCUUAAGAACGUAAGAAGAACCCGUUGCAGCAGGCCAAUAGCCCAUCCAGCUCAGCAUCCCUCUCUCACAGUGACCAACCAGAUGCCUUUGGGAAACCCAAAAGCAGGGCCCAAGCACAAGCGCACUCUUCCUUCCUAUGGUUUCCAGCAACUGGUUUUCAGAAGCAUUCCUGCCUCUGACCAUGAAGGCAGAGCAUAGCCAUCCUGGCUAGUAGCCAUCAAUAGCCCUCUCCUCCUCCAUGAAUUUGCCCGGUCCUCUUUUAAAGCCAUUCACGUUGCUGGCACAUCACUGCCUCCAGUGGGAGUGAGUUCCAUAGUCUAACUAUGUGCUGUGUGAAGAAGCGUUUUCUGUCAUCUGUCCUGAAUCUUCCAACACUGAACUUCACUGAAUGUCCACGAGUUCCAGUGUUGUGAAAGAGGAAGAAAAACUGUUGUCUAUCCCCCUUCCCCAUGUCACGCAUAAUUUUAUACAUUUCUACCAUCACUCACCUCUUCUUUAUUAUUUCACACAUGCAAGGGCUAUGAGCCAUAAUCCUUUGAGAAUAAAAAUUGGGAUUAGACCAAAGAUCCCUCAAAGAUCUCCUAGUCCAAUAUCCUGUUCUCAAGAGGGGCUUGCUAGAUAUCUCCAGGAAUUGCACCAGCAGGCAAGAUCUGGUAUCCAAAGGUAGUCUUCUAACCAUGGAGGUUUCAUCUAUGGAUCACUGCUUACAGCUUUUUUUUAAAAAAAUAAUAAUUUUUUAUUAAGGUUUUAAACAAAGAAAAAAGAAAAACAACACACACAAAAAACAAUACAAAACUUAACAAUAAAAACAUAAAACAUAACAAUUAAAAACAAACUCUCUUUUCCAUUUCCAAUUUUAAAUUACUUAUUUUCUGGACUUCCUCAUACCUCCCUCUUUUGUAUUCCAAUCCACAUUAUUUGUCCAGCAGUUUCUUUUCCACUUUUUAUCCCAAUCUUUAAUUUAAUAAAAUGUUAAAAUAUAUAACUUCAACUUUUUAAACCUAAUCCUUACUCUUAAUGUCAUAUAGCUUUAAAUUUUUCCCUUUUAUUAUCAAAUUUCCAUUUCUUUAGACAUCUUUAAUCUUAGUCUUUAAUCUUAAUCUAUCCUUAACUUUAACCUGUACAGCUGGAAACCACUUAUUUUCAAUCCAACAUCACUCUAACAUUCCUUAAUUUUGCAGUGUUUCUGAAGAUAGUCUUUGAAUUUCUUCCAGUCUUCCUCCAUCGACUCUUCUCCCUGGUCACGGAUUCUGCCAGUCAUUUCCGCCAAUUCCAUAUAGUCCAUAAAUUUCAUCUGCCAUUCCUCCAGCGUGGGAAGUUCUUGUGUCUUCCAAUACUUUGCGAUGAGUAUUCUUGCUGUUGUUGUUGCAUACAUACUGCUUACAGCUUUUAAUAGACCUAUUCUUUAUAAAACUUCUUCCUCCUCUUCUUCUUCUUCCUCCUCCUCUGCUUCUUCUUUUUGCAACCCAUCAGAACAAGCAUUGUUCCAAAUACUUCACUUGCUUGCGUGUGUGUGUGUGUGUGUCCCCGUGUGCUUUUAAUCAUUCUUCAGCAAAUACUGAGAAAAGAAAGGGCAUUCUAAAACUAUCAAAUAAGGCCUGUGUGUCCAGGGCAUAAUACUUACCAGCUCUGCUCUUGCCCUAGUCGAGAGUAUUUUUGCCUGGCUGGAAUUUGUCCGUGAGAAGUGAUAAUGUCUCUUGCCUGUUUGAAGGGGGGGAGGGUAUCGUGCAGAAACCUCUGGCAUACCCUCCAAUAUUUUUCAGGAAAAAAUAUGGGGCAUCCUAAGGAAAAGUGGGACAUUCCAGGAUCAAAUCAGAAACCAGGAUAGCUUCGCUAAAUCAGGGACGUCCAUGGAAAAUAGAGACAUGGUGUGUUCUAGUUUUGUUUUGUUUUUUGCAUGGCUAGAACAAAGGUAAAAGCUGCAUAACUGCCCUGCACACUUACCUUUGGCUCCAUGCACCUCUGGCAUGCAGCACCUAGAAGGCUGCCCACUAGGUAAUGUGGCCUUUGGAUUGAAGAAGAUUCCCUAGUCCUGUAAUAAGCAUGAAAAAGGGGGAGGCUGUUGACAGUGUGUUUUAAAGUAUUUUUUAGGAAGGAAUUCUAAAAGGCCCCCAGAAAGAGGCAGAAAAGUCGAAACCUUUUUCCACAGGGGAGGAAAAGUUUGAAGAAACUAGAGGACAUGUUUUGGCACUAGUUAAAACUAAUGACUGUGAUCACAUCCUGUGACAAUGAGUUCCAUAAGUUAAUUAGGUGAUGCAUGAAAACUUCCUACAGCAAGCAAUCAGCAUCAUUAGGUGAAAGGGGAUGGUGCAAAGGAUGUUUGUCUCGUGAUCCAAUCAUUAAUUUGCCCCUGUUCUGUUGCCAAUGGCUGGCCUGGCUUGCUCACAGUCACCUGAAGAGAUUUCAUAUUUAAAUUCAGCUUCUGCCUGGCUGUAGGCCCACCCCAGUCUGGCUUAGGAGCCAAGCUCUUAGCUGCAAGCAAGUAGCACAUUGGACCAUGUCCAGAUGGCUCUCACCACUACAAAGUAUGGAAGUAGGCUCAUGACUUGAGUUAUCAAUUUUGAAAACAAGAGCAAUUAAUUUACUAUAUAUUGUGUCAAGCCCAAGAAAUACAGAAAAAGUGAUUAUUAUAAGUGGUAUCCAACCAAGUCCUACUUAGAGUAGACCUAUUGACAUUAAUGUUCCUUAGUCAGUGAUGGACAUUAAGUUCAAUAGGUUUACUCUGAGCAAAACUAGGAUUGGCUGCAACCCUAAAUUUGUAUACUGCAUUUAUUUUUUUCCACACGUUGCGUGUGAGUAUGUGUUUGAAAAGCCUUUGAUACUGCACAAGAACAACAAAGCAAGCUAAGGGUAACCAACGUGGUGCCCUCCUCAUGUUCUUAGAGCCCAAAUCCCAUCAUCCGGCAGUUGGGGAUGAUGUGAGUUGUAGUCCAGCAACAUCUGGAGGGCACCAUGUUGGCUCCCCCUGAAGUGAGCCGUGGACUGAGAAGGUCUGGGUUCAAGUCUCACCUCAGCCAUGCAUUUAUCAGGUGUCUUUUAAGCCAGCUCCUUUCUUCCUCAGCUUCAGUUGCCCAUCUGUGCUAAAUUAGGUCUAUCCUUGAAUCAAACAGUGGGGCUAGGCCCAUAGACAUGCAGAUGUUACUGGACUCCAACUCCCAUCAUCCCCACUCAAUAUGGUCAAUAAUAAAACAUUAAGGGAUCUGGAGUGUUCCACACCAUCUGAAGGGCCACAGGGGCCCCCCACCUCCCUUCUUUAAAGAGCAGUUGAAAGAGUCACUGGCAUAAUUAUUGUAAGCCUGCGUUACUAAGUUGUAAACUGGGUAUGUGUUUCAUGUUUGUGCAGCACCUAGGUAUGUGGAUGAUUUAUAAAGCCAUUGGUGUUAAUAUAAUCAAAGAUAUAUUGAAGAAUACUCAGAAAAUGAUAAAUCAGUGCAAAGCAUUGUGAUUAAUCAUUUGAGGAAGAGUGAGGGUGAUUUGUCUUGGCUUUGGGGACAAUGGGGUUGAACUGAAUCCCGUUGGUUACCUUUAUCUAUUUAUAAAACAUUCUAAUUGCAAAUUGCUCUUGCAAAAAUAUAGCAGACCUGCUAGCUGGGUAGACUGCUAUAGUUUCAGUUCCUGUCACAUGGGAAAGAGGGGGCUGAGAGGGGCAUACCGUAUUUUUCGCUCUAUAAGACGCACCAGACCACAAGACGCACCUUGGUUUUGGAGGAGGAAAACAAGAAAAAAAAUAUUCUGAAUCUCAGAAGCCAGAAGAGCAAGAGGGAUCGCUGCGCAGUGAAAGCAGCAACCCCCUCUUGCUGUUCUGGCUUCUGUGAUAGCUGCGCAGCCUGCAUUCGCUCCAUAAGACGCACACACAUUCCCCCUUACUUUUAGGAGGGAAAAAGCGAGUCUUAUAGAGCAAAAAAUACGGUAGCUUCCCUGAGUCUUUAGAACAAGCCUCUGGAGUGGGUCUGCAAUCAGGUCUCCCAGAUCAAAUUCCAUUUCUGUAUCCACUAGGCCAGACUUGUUGCUGAGUGCUAGUGCAUCUGCUUUCAUGCAAAAGGUCUACAGGUUGGGUUUGGGAAUGUCCUCAAACUAAACCAUGGGGAGACACUGCCAGUCAGUGCAGACAGCAAUGAGCUAGAUGGACCAACAGCUGACUCAGUACAAGGAAGUUUCCCCUGCUUCUAAGCCUAUGAAAUUUAGGGCUGCCAUACGUCCAGAUUUUCCCAGACAUUACCAGGAUUUCAAAGGUGGAAUUGACAUCCGGGGGAAAUUUCCAAAAGGUGACGCUUUGUUCUGGAUCUUAGACAAGUCAAUCGAAAAAAUUGCUUUUUGGAAAGCUCAACAACUUUUGGGGUAUCCUGGUUUUUACUUUUUGAAAUAUGGCAGCCCUAAGUUACUAGCCUGCUAAGAGGCAAAUAGCCUGCCUUUUUCUCUCCUUUGCAGCUAGCAUGGGAGCACAGCUGCCUGGUGAAGGAGGGACAGAGCACUCUGUCCCUGGCAUCAACCAGCUCGCUCGCCUGCAUGAAAUUCCUGAUCACCUAUGGCGGCCAGGCAUAGCUGCCCUUGCCCAAACAGUGGGAUGUGGUUUCCCAAAUAGACAUGGUUUGCAGAUGGGUCCCCGGUGCUCCAGCAGUUAAGAGGUUAAUGCCCCCCCCUUUCAGGCCUGAAGGUUAGAUUAUCAGCUCACCUGCAGUGCACUCGCUCACCAGCUAACUCCCAUUUAAGUACUGCCUGGAAUGCAGCAGCCAAAAGCACAGUAAUGAUGAACAAGCCUGUUUGCUCUGGGCAGGUUUUAGUGAGACCAGAAAACAUGUCACGUGCAUCCUGUUAAAGAAGCAGCUCUUUUUGAGCCCUCCCCCUCCCCCAGUCGAGAUUUGAGGUGCAAGGUAAUGAUGGAGCAGCCUGAUGCAAAAGAGGAGAGCGCUCUAGAUGAGGGAAUUCCAGCAGGUGUAGCUCUGCAUGCAAGCUGCACCUGCUGAAAUGCCUUCAGCUACAUUACUAUUAAAGGUGGCGGCACCCAUGUCCCACCCUAGGGGGUGCUGGGAGUUACUAAGCCUGUCUGUUUGCUUAGUUGCAGCAGUGCACUUAAGAUUAAGCUAUAAGCAGGGUCGGCGUUGUUUUACUAGCCCUGCUCCUGUGUUGUUAACAAAAACCUGAGAUAACAGAAACUGAGUGGUUGAAGUUUCCCAACACCAUCUAUUCGCAGGCCAGGAAAAGCUUGACCUCAUCCCAUGUCUGCGUGUGCUGUUAAAAGCGAAGGGGGAAGGUACUUUUAAACGUUGGCUGUCCUCAACUAUGAGGCAUUCCAAAUAUUACUGUUUUAAGACACAAGUAUUAAGCUAGGCAGAGGAAUGGUAGAAACCAAAUAAAAGUGAGAGUCUGCAGUAUCAAUGGAUGGUCGGGGUGCCAACUUUUUGCACUAGCCCCUGCUCCUCUGCCGGCAUCAGCAGCUGGAUCAGCAGACUAUGCUGGCAGAUGACUGUGUUUCAAAAAGCAACAAACCCAGUGUUUGGGACUACUAAGUUCCUGACUAUUGGCCGUGUUUGCUGGGGCUCAUGCGAGUUGUAGUAAGAUGAAUAAAUAAAUGUUGCAGGCAUGGCAUUGGGGAAGGCUGCUGUAAAAAUAUUCUCUGUUGAUUUGUCCAGAUCAAGGUGCUGUUUAAGGCUUAGAACCUUUGUUUUUCUGGUCAUUUGGCAACCAUACUGGACAAAUGUCAGUGCUUCUCUGGAAUUCAAUCUAAGCAAGGCUUAAGCCCAUUAAAUGAGUCAGCAAGCAAAAGAAGAAGACUUCAGUGACCUUGUUUAUAUCUGUUUGUCUGGGUGGAAGUUGGUUGCAUUAUUUUGCAUGCAAACAUUUCAGACCCAGUGAGUAAUGGUUAUAUAAUAUUUGACAAUACCUUAGCUGUUAAUAAACUCUUGAGAUUAUAUAUUGGAUGACUUCCAAAAUCAAAACACUCAGGCAAUGGAGGUAACCUUUAAAACAACCAACUGUUUGCUUUUACUGGAAUAUAUACACCAAGGAUGUAAAUAUGUCCUGACUCUAGGGUGGCCAGAUGCAACAGAGGAGUGGGGCUGCUGUGUCUUUAAUAGGUGUGUAAAGACAUUCAGAGAAGGGACGCGGGUUGCGCUGUGGGUAAAACCUCAGCGCCUAGGACUUGCCGAUCGCAUGGUCGGCGGUUCGAAUCCCCGCGGUGGGGUGCGCUCCCGUCGUUCGGUCCCAGCGCCUGCCAACCUAGCAGUUCGAAAGCACCCCUAAGUGCAAGUAGAUAAAUAGGGACCGCUUACCAGCGGGAAGGUAAACAGCGUUCCGUGUGCUGCGCUGGCUCACCAGAUGCAGCUUGUCACGCUGGCCACGUGACCCGGAAGUGUCUGCGGACAGCGCUGGCUCCCGGCCUAUAGAGUGAGAUGAGCGCACAACCCCAGAGUCUGUCAAGACUGGCCCGUACGGGCAGGGGUACCUUUACCUUUUUAAAGACAUUCAGAAGGUGUUUCUUCUCCUGCAAAUUAAAAAUGCCCUCCUCCACAGAACUAUUAAAGGUCCAGUGGCCCUUUCCACUUUUGCAUCUGACCACCUGACACAAACAAAUCUAGAAGACGAUGCUUUUCCUAGUGGUAUUCCAAUAGUGAAAGCUUUGACCAUUCAGUUUCUGUGUCCAGCUGCUGUUAAAGGCACAGGAGCAGAGAGCCAUCCUGGAAUCACAUAAUGGAAAUUAGUUAACAUCCAGAGAACACUUUAGUCUCAUCCAACCCCCUGCAAUUCAGGAAUCUCGCUCUUGCCCUCUAUCUGACAUACCUUGGGAGAAGCCCAUUGCUUACAUUAUUUUCUUGGUAUCCCAGGUAGAAGUCUAGCAAAACGGCAAUUUACAACUUAUGGGUGUCCCAUUUAAGAUAAUUGUGCCUGCGGUGAUGUGUCAUAAGCAAGCCAACUUGAUUUUACAAGUUAGCAAAUCAAACUCCAGCAGUUGUGUAAAUACCAUUACUUAAUCAGAUGUACAAGUGGCUUCCUUAAACACACCUUUGCAAGUCAUAGCACCCCAAAAAGCCUGAAACACCAAAUUAAAUGCCACACUUAAGCUUGAUGCAGUAGCCACAAUUAUUUUUUAACCAACACCUUUGCACAGUCUUUGUGCAUGUUAUCUGCUUUUAACAUGCACUUGCAAUAUUAACAGAAGCAAACAGAAUUACAGCUAAGUUAGACAUCCACAUUUUAUUUCAAGUGCCCAUAAAAGACCCACUUUUCAGAUCUCACAGGGUGUUAUUACAUACAGAAAUUGUGCACUAAUCUAAUGAAGCAGCUUUUACAUAUUUUACUAAAAGAGCAGGAUUCUUGCUGCCUUAGUCUUCAAAAAGGUUUUCAGUCAACUAAAUGUGGUGUCCAUAACGCCAAAGAAGACCCUUCAAAUAACACAAACAAAAUUCUUCCUGUCAUGUUCUCUACCAUUCUGAUCCUGUCCUUCAGGAAUAACUGCUCUGAUCUCGUUCUCUAGUCUCGCUGGAUCAGCAGCCCAGCCCAUGUGUUCUACAUUACAGAAGACAGUCCAUUCCUCCUGAUGCCAGACAGUUGCCACAUCCAGCUGGCACCUCUCACCUUUGCACAGGAAAUGCCUGCAAGAACUAAGAAACUCAGGGUCACAUAUUUAUUGAGAGGGCAUGUGUUGUAGGCACACACCCUUCUCCUUGUCUCCUUGUCCACCAAGACAUAACCUUCCAUUUACCUGUGCAUUUAACCUGUGUGAUAUUUCAGAUGCAAAUGACAGCUCAUGGGGGGAAUGUUACAUAAUUAUUGGGAUUGCAGCAGAUAGGGGGUUACCCACUUCUUCCCUUGCUGCUGCCCAGACAAAAGUCCCUCCUUUGAAAAUUCUGGCAUAUGCUAAUUUAUCACAUUUAGAAAUCAUGAACAUGAUAUAAAGAGAAAUGCAGUUCCAUGGGCCUGUUGCCCAGGUAAGGACUGUUAAAAUCCUUUUAUAUUUAAUCUGAUCUUGUACAAAUACCAUACAAAUAGAGAACUGCUUCAAAUAGAGGACUGCCCACUGUAAAAGCAGAGCAAACAGACACCUUAUUUGCAGGGGAAACACCCAAAUUUCCCUAUUCUCAAUAUAGGCAUAAAAUUGACUACUUUAGUUUCAAAAUAUGUAUUUAAAUGCAUACGUUGAUAUGGUUAAGCUUGCCUUGACUUCUUGAUAGGCCUUUGGCUGUGGUAAGUUUCUUGAGAUUGGGGAACUGGGAGCCUCUCGGUAAUGAAAAACAUGGCAAAGCAGGAUCUGAUUUUGCAGCUCAGUGCAUAGGAAAAAUGGCCAUUCCCCAAACAAAAUGUCUUUUUUUCUCCUUAUUAAAAGCAUAUGUUGGCAGGGCUUUCCCUACCCACAUGUUUACUCUAACGAAUGGCUGCACGUUGUUUGCCACGACUGGCUUUGCUGUUAUAUAAUAAUAGACAUAUAAAAUUGCAAUGCAAUAACACAAUGUUUUAAAAUGAACAGUAGAAAUGCGCUUGGCAAAAAAAAGCAAGUACACAACCCAAAGGACAAGUAUCUAACUAGGGGUGGGGGAAGAAUUUUGAUUCAGUUCACAUUUAUUUAACUUAUAAUUUAAUGAAUAAAUUAAUAUCCUACUCUUCCUCCCAAAGGAGCCUGGAGUAACAGGCAAACAUAUACAAUGGUACCUCGGGUUACAAACACUUCAGGUUACAGACUCCGCUAACCCAGAAAUAGUACUUCGAGUUAAGAACUUUGCUUCAGGAUGAGAACAGAAAUUGUGCUCCGGUAGCGUGGCAGCAGCGGGAGGCCCCAUUAGCUAAAGUGGUGCUUCAGGUUAAGAACAGUUUCAGGUUAAGAACGGACCUCCGGAACCUGCCUGACUCACUUUCUGAAACAAUAAGUAUUCCAAAGCACAGUCAUUCAAUGAAAUUCCCACUUCCCCAGCUAAGUAAUGUGUGUAAAAAUGCAUCUAUUAAGGUAAAGUGUUCAUUAAAAUACUUAUACAGUUUAUGGAAACAGCACCUUAUAGGAUAAAUUGCUGUGCAAAAGUGUGUACAUUAGGAGAAAUUUGCACUGAAAUUCUGAUGGAUUUUCAUAAGCACCUUUUAAAAAUGCAAACUGACCUGGAAAUAUGGAGGACUGAACUUAAGAUGGCAAAAGUGAGAAACUGAGAGCAGCCGAAAGUGACAGGUUCUCCCAUCCCUACAUUUAACCCCCCACGGAAUCUCAAUGGAAAAAGAAGCUAGGGGACUAAGAGUUAAAAGGAAAGCUAUUCCACCACUCUGGUGUGUUCCUUCCAGAGGGUAAAAAGCUAAGUGGGUGGAUUGUGCACACCACUAGAGGAUGAAAGGGAAAGACUGGUUAGACAGCUGACUAAAAUCUAAUUAGGUUGCUUAAGGAAGAGCUACUGCUGUCCUGGAAAAACCUGACCUAGAUGGGAUGAGGGAUGCAUUUCGGAUACCCUUAACAGCAACCCCAAUGCUUGCAUUCUGCCACUGUAUAUGAGAUUCUGACAAGUCAGAGGGAGCAAAACAAACAAGCUGGCUCACACCAAAUCAGGCUAUCUCACUCAGUAGCAUCCACGCUGACUGGCAGCAGCUCUCCAGGGUUUCAGAGAGAAAACUCUCCCAGUGCUACUUGCAGAUACCAGGGAUUGAACCUAGGAUCUUUUGCAUGGGCUCUGCCUCUGAGCUACCACCCUUCCUCAAGCAAUUACUCCGCCUUACACUGAGUCAGGUAGGGACGCGGGUGGCGCUGUGGGUUAAACCACAGAGCCUAGGACUUGCCGAUCAGAAGAUCAGCGGUUUGAGUCCCCGCGACAGGGUGAGCUCCCGUUGCUCGGUCCCUGCUCCUGCCAACCCAGCAGUUUGAAAGCACGUCAGAGUGCAAAUAGAUAAAUAGGUACCGCUCUAGCGGGAAGGUAAAUGUCGUUUCCGUGCGCUGCUCUGGUUCGCCAGAAGCGGCUUAGUCAUACUGGCCACAUGACCCGGAAGCUGUACGCCAGCUCCCUCGGCCAAUAAAGCGAGAUGAGCGCCGCAACCCCAGAGUCAGCCAUGACUGGAUCUAAUGGUCAGGAGUCCCUUUACCUUUACACUGAGUCAGACCAUUGGCAAUAUCACCAACACUUGACUGGCAGGGGCUCUCCAGGCAGGGGACAUUCUCUACCUGAAUGUUCCCACCUGGAGAUGUCCCUGAUGGAACCCAAGACCUUGUGCUUACAAAGCACAUGCUCUGUCACUGAGCUAUGGGCCUUCCCAAGCACCUGAGAAGUACUAGGUCUGAAUUUAAGAGGUCAUUAUUUGGCUGUGAGAUUCUAAUUCAUGUCCAUGGUACUUCAUGGGGGCUGCAUCUCGGUGGCUUGUGAAUCCCAGACUGAGCACCAGGUGCUAAAUUCAAAACAGGGUGUGUCAAGCCAAAACCCUUGCUCCUACUUACCUAUUUUCUGAUUACGUCCUUGGCCUGUAAGUUAAUUAUUCUAAGGAAGUGCCAAGAAGCUACUGAGACUGUGAGUAAGCUAGAAUUAAUCAACUAAGAAUUGUUGUUGCUUGUCUGCCAGCCCAGGUUAAUAAAUCUUGUGACAUCAACACUUUCAGAAAGAGUAAAUCUGUGUGCUUAAUAAAGAGGCCUAGAUAAAUCCAGAUUAUGCUAUUCACCUCUUCAUGUUUCCAUGAGAAUUGCUGACAAAUAUGACCCAUAACAGAAUUUGGGUAAAAAUCUAGCAUUCCUCUAUAACAGAAAAGUGUUCCAGAACUUUAGGUGAAAUAAAGUAAAUAUUAUACUUUGUAAAGAUCUGAGACAAUAAAACCCACAACAGUUCAGUUCAGCCCAAAACACAUGUUCACAAGCGUUAGUGAAGGCUUGGAGGACUACAGAAUCCAUGAUGCAGUGUAACCCUAGAAGUGUAAUUGUGGGGAAUACUGUUCCAUCCAAUUAAAACCAGCCCCAGACACUGUCUGAGCAUAACCAUUCAGGUGACCUCCUCAAUCCCCAGGUACGUAUCGCAGUAGUCUAAUCUGGAGUGUUAGGCAGUUCUGCAGUGUGUUUUAUAGUUGAAAUAUUUUACUUUGAAAUCAGUUACUUUGGGCUUUGUCAGUAGGUGGUAUAAAAUUGAAUGGCUGGGCAGACGGAAAGUCUAAUAGGUCUACUCCCUAUGCAAUUGAAGAUAUGGCAAGGUAAAGACAGAUGGAGCAAAAAGCAGCAUCUCACCAGCAAGAAAGUGUCUUCAUUGUUUAGACCAGAAAGUAAAUCCAGCCCAAAGACAUCUAUAAGGGACUAGGAGUAUGGCCAGCCUUCUCUCUGGCCCACUGAUGGAAGGAGACUUCCUCAGUUAGUCCCCUUGUAAUGAAUGCCCUUCCCUAGCCAGACAGCCUGCAGGUCCCACAGCUGGCCGUACCCUUAGGCUGUGUGGCACAGAUGCCUCAGGCAGCAGAUACUGAGAGGCAGGGAGUAGCAGUGAGGAAGUGGAGGACAGAUCUGUGUGGGCCGCAUGGUCAGCCUGUCGUCUUCCCAUUACCAGUGUUGAAAAAAGACCAAAGUGAAAGUUGGAUCUGUUUCCAUGCAAAUAAUGCAGGGAUGAGUAACCUUUUUAAGCCCAAGGGCCAAUUUCCUUUCGGGGGGGGGGGCACGUUUGACAGGGCCAGUGGCAAAAGUAAAAGUAGGUGAAGCAACAAAUGGCAAUGUUUGCUUUGUACAGUAGUCUAGCUUCUACACACACACCUCACCAUCCUCCAUCCAGGAGAGCAAAAGGUGUGAUCAUGGACACAUUCCAGCCAGGAAAAAACAAUCAAGGAGGAUGAGAAGCAGGGCUGGUGAGGGGCAUGGCCUGGGUGAGGCACAGAUAGAAGGGGCUCCUGGCCCUCAGGUUCCCCAGCACUGGUUCAAUGGAAGGAGGAGCCAUCUCAUCCCUCACCUCAGAGAGCCAGCUCUGACAGGUCCCCUGAGUGCUUGAAUAACCAGCCAGCCUGUUGCUGGUUACAAAUGUAUGGGGCACCAUCUUGAAGUGUUGAAAUAUAUAUAUAUUUUACACACCGUUUCUUUUUUCUCUCUUUCCUCCCUUCCAGGCUCAAGUGAGCAGGACCUCCACAGACUUCCAUCACCAUGGACUGGAAGACCCUACAGGGCCUGCUGAGUGGGGUGAACAAAUACUCCACCGCUUUUGGGCGCAUCUGGCUCUCUGUUGUCUUUGUCUUCCGAGUCCUGGUUUAUGUGGUGGCUGCUGAGCGAGUGUGGGGGGAUGAGCAGAAGGAGUUUGAUUGCAACCACCGUCAGCCUGGAUGCACCAACGUCUGCUUUGACCACUACUUCCCCAUCUCCCACACCCGGCUGUGGGCCCUGCAGCUUAUCUUUGUCACCUGCCCUUCGCUGCUGGUUAUAAUGCACGUGGCCUACCGCGAGGACAGGGAGAGGAAAAACCGGUUAAAGAAUGGAGAGAACUGCCCCAAACUCUACAGCGACACUGGCAAGAAACAUGGUGGCCUCUGGUGGACUUAUGUUCUCACCCUCUUCUUCAAGUUGGCUAUCGAGAUCGUCUUCCUCUACCUCCUGCAUAGGAUAUGGGAGAGCUUUGACAUGCCUAAGCUGGUCAAGUGCGAUCUGAAGCCUUGCCCCAAUGUAGUGGACUGCUACAUCGCUCGGCCAACGGAGAAGAAGAUUUUCACCUACUUCAUGGUUGGGGCGUCUGCCUUCUGCAUCGUCCUCAUUGUCUGCGAGAUUGUCUACCUCAUCUGCAAGCGGGUGUUCCGCUCAAUACAGAAGUGCCAGAAGAAGAAGAGGUCGCUCACCUACAGCAAGGCAUCCACCUGCCAGUGCCAUGCAAGACUGGACCAACCGCAUUAUGGGAAAGGGAAGCACACACAGGUGGAGGCCCUCAGAGCCUCCGCACCUAACCUGACUUUGAUCUGAGGCGGCGUGAAAGGACAGAUCCAAAAUGGCCGGCUGCCAUUUGGAUUAUUUCAUUGCGACACACAAGUGGCUUUUGAGGAACAUGGGGCAAGGAAGGGUGAUUUGAAACAGAAGUCUUCCUUCUACAUUGUGUGGCCACCAAAGUUUUCCACAAAGGGGAAGCACCGUCAUGUUUUGUUGAGGCCUAAAGGCAAAGCCUCCUGGCCUGUUUACAUGUUUUUACUAAACUGAAGACGCAUGGUCAAAGCACGCACAACACAAGAUGUUGACUUGUACAAUCCCUGGAAGAAGUUGCAGCCCUUUAGAUCCUAACAUCUGCUCUUUCUCAGAAGAGAUGCUAAUAUGGGCAGUUGGCUAACAGAGCCACAUAUGUGAAACAUCUGUUAUGGUCUUCAGAAAACUCCUAGCAACUAAUGACUUAUAGCUCUGAUUCUUUCCUCUGACUCAUUAAAAUGUUUAUAGAGUGUUGCAGAAUCAAUGGGGGGGGGGGACUGUUUAGUUAAUGCUGUCCAAAAACAAAUGAGAAGGAAAGGUUGGUUUCAGCUCAACCUUUUCACCAAAAUUUCACCUAAAGGAAAUUCAAAGUUAAUUUGGAGGUUUCACUUCAGGCAGAAUAACUUAGCAAUUUCAAGGAAAGCCAAGAAAAAAAUUCAAGUUGGGGGGAGGCAUUUGCACCAUGUGUUUUACAUGACCAAAGGGGCACAGCCUUAGAUAUCUCUGUAUAGUAGCUUUUUCCAGUCUGCUGCAUUCCAGGUGUUGUUCAAUUCCCAGCCCCAAACAAAAUGGCCAAUAAUCAGGGAUGGUGGGAGUUGUUGUUCCAGAACAUCUGAAAAGCACCAGCUUUGGGAAAGCCUGCUGUAGGGGUUAGCCAAGAACAAAUGCUUUCUUGAUGUCCUGUUUACACCAGCCUCCUCAACCCCAGUGUCUCCCAGAUGCUGAGAGACUACAGCUCUCAACACCCCUGGUCAUUGGCCAUGUUUCCCAGGCCUAAUUGGUGAGGAGGGCACAUGAUUGGGGAAAACUGGUUACACACUCCUUACCAGACCUUUCCCCAAAGGAAGGAUUGUGCCCAGUGAAGUUCUGUGAGAAUAAUACAAGGACUCGGGUGCUGUCCAGAGAGGAAGCCAUCUUCCUUCCUGGACCAGACUGAGGCACCCUGCAAAGAAGGCUUUAUUCUGGUAGCGGUUUGACUUGCCCCUGAAAUCCUGCCUAACAUGGCAUUCCAAAUUGGUUUGAGGGUUCUACUUUGACGGAAACCUCUGAGGACUUUCAUCGGAAGCCAAAAAGAGUUGUAAUAUGCCUCAUUGGUGGGGUGGACAGUUUGCUUAAGGCCUGAAACUUCAACCAGAUUAGGUUGAAAGCAAAUUUCUAAAUGAAAUAGGAGGUUUCCCAUAUGCAAAAGAAACCAUAUAAGGGAUUCUGAGGGUGUUGAUGAACUAGAGCUGUUUCUCAGGUGGGCUUCCGAUCUGUUUUGUAAGAGUUCUGUACUGCUCAGCAAUUAUAAGGUGAUCAUUUAUGCACUACCAAAAAAAGAGGACAAAAGAAUGAAGUGCUUUACAUAAAAUUUGCACAUGUUAAUGUAUAUAUAUAUACAUGUAAAGGCACAUUUGUAAAUAAUUGCUAUACUUCAAGUAGAUAUGCAAUACAUCCCAUAGAAGUGGGGAAGACCAUGACCAGGUAGCCUGUAUGUUCCUGCUCAGCCUGCUGUCCAGGUACUGACUGUUGAUGGGCAAUUUCAAGACCCCUCCUGCUCUCCCGUCUUAGAGGUCUUUAAAUUUAAACCAGACAACCCUUUAAACAGAGAGUGUCCUCUAGAAAGUAGGGCACAUGGCCACCCUUAUUUGGCAACAUUUCACAGAGUGGGAGUUGUAGCACACUGGAGAGUUGUUUAGCUGAAGCAACUGUUGACGUGAAUGGGGUGUGAGGCAGAACUGACCUCAUUCAACAAGCUGCGCAGGUUUGACAUGGCGCUCUGGAGGGGCAAGGACUUUGCAAGGGAGAAAGAGGGGGCCGCCAUUAUAGAAAAGCACCCAACAAUUAGGGGUUCUCAUUUCCCUCAGUAAAAAGCUAUCCUGCAGCAUGUUUACUUAGAAGGGAAGAUUGCUGAGUUCAGUGGGGCAACAUUAGAACUGAUGGCUUGGACUGUGAGCUGGAAAAUGCCUACUUCAAAAAUCUCUUGUCCACCACAAGGAAUCUUCCUUUCUCUCUCAGCCUCAGGCUUAUGUCUACAAAAUACCUGGCAGGUGGGACUUCAGGGCCAAACAACAUUACUCAGCUAAUGCAUAUGAAGUUCUUUAAUAAUAAGGAAGAGUCAGGUGAACAUUUGCUCCAGUGUUCUGCUGCAAGAGUUAUUCUGACCCAUGGGGGUCCUUCAGCAUCAGGUGAAUUCAACAUCCUUCGCCGUACCAUCCUUGGGUUCUCAGGCUCAGUCAGAGCAUCACCCCACCUAACUCAGUAUUUCCUAGACUGACUGGAAAUGGCUGUCCAUGGUUUCAGGCAAGGUGCUCUCCCAGACCUACCCAGAGAUGCCAGGUAUCGAACCUGGGACCCUCUGCGUGCAAAUCUGAUGCUCUGACACUGAGCUAUGGUCCUUCUGUAGAUUUUUACCAGGAUUUGCCAUGUUUGGACCUGCAGCCUUGCCUGUGCAUGCAAAAUAGCCACACCAGGGAGAAAUCAUCCUUCUCAGCAGGAGGUAAGAUGGGCAUGCAAAAUCGCUUGGGUGCCGUCCUACAAGCUGCUGUGGAUUGCCCCAUCUAGCAAUUUACUUGUGGGACAGGAGCUAUCCUGACAAAAUGACUUUCCACAGGGAGCUGACUCCUGCUGAGUCAGACUAUUAGUCCAUUUAGCCAAAUGCUGUAUGACUGACUGAAGGUUUCCAAAGAUUGCAGGUAGCGAUAUUUCCCAGGCCUAUUAAAUGAGAUCAUUGUGCUGGAGACGCCCUGAGAUCUUGCGCAUGCAAAGCACGCACUCUGCUUCUUGUGGCAGAGUUGUGGCUGUCCCUCAAAGAGAGAGCCCCAGGGCUCUGGUGUGUCUGUCCUGGGAUGGUCUUUAGACAACCCUGGUUUAUUAGCGCCAUGCUUUGACCAUCCACAUCUGUUGGCCAGUUGAUCAUGACAAGAGCAAAGAAAUUAAGCCAGUGCACUUAAUUGUCAGAAAUCAAAGAUUAUUACGGUUCCAGGACAAAACAAAGCUGAAAAGCAUUUUAAUGCUGAACAAUUGCCUCCAUGGCAGUCAAGCGCAUCAGCAUCCAGAUAUUUCUGGUGUAGCUUGACAGCUUCUCUUAUGAAUUCAACAAAUUUCUCUGUGAGGCCUUUCUUGUGGGUGACCUUUAAUGAGGGCAGUCUUUUAAGGGGAAAAAAUUACUCCCACAAUAUUCACAAUGGGGUAGGAAACUAGAAUUCAGCAGGAUAACACGGGAGCUAAUGGAGGAAAAGAAGAAUAAGUAAUAAUUUCACUCACAGUUCUGAGUGCAGCUCAGAUCUGAAACCUGCCAUCCUCUGUAGACUAAAUUCAAUCAAAAAGAGACAUUUUGCAGCAGCAGAAACGACGACAAAAGUUAGAAAAGGGGGGAUUGAGCUGCUUCCAUUGCAGAUGGUGAGAAAUGGUUGGAGAAUUUCUCCACCCUCCAAGAUUAUUCAGUGGAAUUUCCCCUCCAAUUCUUCUGCUGGCAAGUAGGGUAGAGAACUUCAGAAGUCCCUUUUCCACUCAGCUCUAGGCCCCAGGGUCAGCAGAUGGGGAAGGACGAGAGGGAUCCUGCAACUUUAAUUGCUAUGUAGAAGAGGAAAUGUCAGCAGGUGUUUCUUCCCAUUAAAGCUGCAGGAGCUGUGAGCCGUUUGUAUCUGAUCACCUCACUAGACUUUGAUGGAAGGGAUUUAAGCAAGGGAAGGUUUUCAUACCACUCACAUCCAGUGAUGGGGAGAAAGCUUCACCUGCAACAUUUCUGCAAGUUUGGCUGCUGUUAAAGGUUCCAGCACAACCAGGAAGAAAAGCAAGUGAUUUUUAUUCUCUGUUGCCCUGCAAAUAGGGUAGGCAGCUGCAAAAGAGGACAGUGUUCCUGUACUCUUAAUUUCUAUGUAUAAAAGGGACUUCAGGAAGCAUAGUAUCUCAUGCCAGGCACAUCAGCUGAUAGUACCUCGGUCAUCCAGCUAUUGAAGGUACAGGAGCCCAGUCCUCUGAAAACAUGAGUUCCCAUUCCAGGUAUAUGGGAGGGAAGAACUGGCCACAAACCUGAAAAUCAGAAAAAAAUCUAUUUGCUGCCUUUCAGCAGUAAAUUAACCAGGUGCCAGGCUCUUAUCUUUUGCUAAUCUUGGCUGGGAGGUCAAAAGAGUGGCAUGCUUAUCGCUCUUUUGUCCAGGAAGUUAUUUCUCUUUUCUGCUUUGAGCAAGUUCACCGGCAACUGAAAACAAAGAGAGCGUUGAGUGACAAGAGUCAGCUCUUCAAAGGAGAGGGCUUGACUUAAAAGGAGGCUGGGACUUCUCCCUGAAGGGGGUAAAAGUAACAACCAUAAAUCAAUAGCAUUCAGCAAACAUGUAAUACAAAAGGGGGAGUGGAAGCUGGGGCGGAAAACCUCAUGGAAGGGACAACCAGAGCAGCCUUUGCAAGAUUUGCAAAGGAGAUCUCCCUUGCAGGGAGAUAAGGCUUGAGAAUCAGAGCUGGGGGUGAAACUGGGUCUAUUGCAGAGGCUGCAAGAGCACCACACUAGGUGACAGUGAAGCAGGCAAGAGAAGAGGGAUUCAGGUCAAGGUAAAUGUGUUCAGAUAGAGCAGGAGGGUAAGCAGACUUAAAAUAUGGCAGGGAGACAGAGAUGCAGUCCAGCUGUUCUAGGCCUUUUUCAAGUUUGCUUUGUGUCAGGAACCCUUUCCUCAUCAGUCUGUAUCCUGGGGAAUCGCCAUGCGCAUGCCACUUCAGCGCUCUGCACAUUGCAGGGCAGUCUGGGUGGUGGGUGAUAGUUGGUGGCUAGCUCUGCAGAGCUCCACUACCAAGUGCUCCAUUGCAAGGGAAGAUUGGUUGUGAUGAGCAUGCCAUUUUUCAUAGGAACGUAGCUACCGUUCUCAAUCUCGCAAUGUGAAAAUCCCCAGUGCAGUGGUUUAGAGUGCAGGGAGAUCUGGACUUGAAUUCCCACUCAGCCAUGAAGAUGCAUAACCUCGGGACAAGCACUCCCCUCCUCUCUGGGCACAAAUGGCUGUUUUUCAGGGGAAAAUGGGACCGCUGUCUUACUUGCAUCACCCAGGACAACUUAGAGGAAGAAGGUUGGACUAUAAGCUUGACCUGUAAACAGGAGGGAACUCAGAGGAAAUUAAUUGCAAUGAAAGUGCUACAGACAAAUCAAGAAUUUGCGGGAAUUCUUCCAGGGCAGAAAGAGCCCAAACAGGCUUUAAGUGCCACUUCUUCCUUAAUACUUCCCGUUCCAAGGGAAAUCAGGAGGUCAUGUUGUUACUUGUUCCACAACAUCUGCAGCACAGACAGACCAUUCUGGCCUUGCCCAGCAUCCUGAGGGAAAGUCCCAUUAGGGGCCCCUAUGCAGGACCAACCAACCAGACUGGUAUUUCGCAAGACUCAGCUCCUCUCUUGCUCAGAGCCAAGCAUAUCAGUUCCUUUAAGUCACUGAACAAAUAUUUUAUUUGCCUAGCGAACUGUGUAAUGCGAAAGGUCAAAUAAAUGUUACUUUGUUUAUACAGACA
This is a messenger RNA of Podarcis lilfordi (Lilford's wall lizard), 21233 nucleotides long. The record is from the annotation of a GenBank genome assembly. Lineage: Eukaryota; Metazoa; Chordata; Lepidosauria; Squamata; Lacertidae.